UCGCUCUUCCUUGCAACUCGGCUUUACACAGUAUGGCCGGCGAUAUUAGCUAGCGCUCGCUUUACGGUAUUCUCUGCAAAAGGGAAGACGGUAAACCCAAGAAAGCUAUACCUGGACUGCUAAAGGACUGUACUGAAAUAUUAACUUAACUAUCAAGGAAGGAUUAAUUAAGUUGAAAAUAAGCAACGUGUGAUUUCUGUUGUUCGUGUCUGUUGUCUCACGAUGGAAGAGAACGGUGCACACUUCUUCGAGGGGACCGAGAAGCUGUUGGAGGUGUGGUUCUCCCGAGAAGAUGAGACCAAAGGAACCGGGGACCUUCGUACCAUCCCAAGAUUUCUCGCCACUAUGAUUCCCUUUGCUGUCGGGUGACUUUGGAUUAACGUGGUUUGAGUGGGACAAGCUGCUGGAGAAUGUGCAUUGUUUGAUCAUAAGUGUGACAAAAACUGACAAGCAGGAAGCUUAUAUACUCAGUGAGAGUAGCAUGUUUGUCUCCAAGAGACGUUUCAUUUUGAAGACAUGUGGAACUACCCUCUUACUGCAAGCACUGGUUCCUCUGCUGGAACUCGCCAGAGAAUACUGCGGCUUUGACGCUAUCGAGAAUUUUUUUUAUUCCCGUAAGAACUUCAUGAAGCCAGCCCACCAGGAGUUCCCACACAGGAACUUCCAGGAGGAAGUUGAGUUCCUUGGCCAGAUAUUCCCAAAUGGAGCAGCGUAUUGCAUGGGCCGCUUGAACACUGAUUGCUGGUACCUGUUUACUCUGGAUUUGCCAGAGUUAUGGGAGAACAAGCAUGCGGAUCAGACCCUUGAAGUUCUCAUGAGUGAUCUCGAACCAGCGAUUAUGGACCAGUUCUACAUGAAAGAUGGUGUUUCUGCAAAUGAUGUCACUCGUAUGAGUGGGAUUCGUGACCUGAUACCAGGUUCUGUGAUUGAUGCCACAAUGUUCAACCCCUGUGGCUAUUCAAUGAAUGGAAUGAAGAUUGAUGGAACUUACUGGACGAUCCACAUCACUCCAGAGCCCGAGUUUUCCUAUGUUAGCUUCGAAACUAACCUGUCUCAGACCUCCUACGACGAUCUGAUUAGGAAAGUUGUCGACGUCUUCAAGCCGGGGAAAUUCGUGACUACACUCUUCGUUAACCAGAGCUCCAAAUGUCGCAGCGUCUUCUCUUCUGCACAGAAACUUGAGGGAUACAAGCGCCUCGACCGCCAGUUGGCCCAAUUCAAUGAUUACAAUUUCGUCUUUACCAGUUACGCUAAGAAUCGCCAGCAGCAGCAGCAGAGCUAAAUAUGAAGAAGCGCAAAAAGAAAGGCGACCGCUGGGGGCUCGUCCCCGGGGGCCGUUUUCUCCGAGUUGGAAUCACUCUGUCACUCUGCUGCCGUCGUUCCAAGUUAACAGGCCCUAGUUUAACUUCGAGUUUGAAUUGUAUGCAUUCUUGUAUCUAUGAUUUAGAUAUCCUGCAUGAAAGCUCUGUUCUCUGUUUAGGUAUGCUAGCCCACUCUUGCUGUAAAAUUGAAGUGCAUGUAGAGGAAUUAACCGCGCACUGUUUGACACGCCCUUUGGGUGCCCCCUCACGCACCCACCAUUGUGGCCCCUUCCUACAAGUCUCCCCCCGCAUCCCUCACAGACAGGGCUUCCGUGCCCACUAGGUGGGGGCCCUGGUACGCUCAGAUGGGAACACGCUCGCAUUGUGUGGUUACGCUCCUACUGCUAGCCAGCAGGCUUGCCCAUGAAUUUUUCCAGCCCGUACCCCGCAAGUAAGUGUCUCCAUGCCAACGGAAAGCACUUUGAGUACCUGCUCUGACCGCAUGAUCCUCACACACUUGCGCUGUGUGUUUUUUUUUUUCCCCACCAAGUGCUGGCGUGGGUGGGCAGCUCGGCCGUGACGGGAGGGCAAGGGAACGAUCUACGUCCUAAAACCCAUAACAUUUCAUCUACAUUUGACCUUCUGGUAUCUCGCGUUCAGUGGACACAGGUACAAAAUGCCAUUUGAGUAUAUAAUAUAAAAAGCACUUUAGUAUGGCAUACUUGAAAUGGCAGUUUGCUACACUUCCAGGUUUUAGCCCUCCAGUUUUUGUCAAGUGAGUAUUAUUAAUCAACACACAGCACCGUAACCUCUCGAUGAAAUAAGCAGGAAGUAAUUUACCUGCAUGGCUUUAAUUGGCUUUGAUGGGCAUAAACCCAAACUGGGGCGCUCUGCUAAGUAGUAAUAUGGAGCAGCUCCUGGAACCUGGCCUUCCUGAUCCAGCUCAGGCCCUCUGCUAGCAUCUUGGUACCAGCUUAGCUUCGGCACGUCUGGGUCUAAUACUGACCUGGUACUGAAGUGCUAAAUUAAGGCUGUGCCUAAGCUCUGCAGGGGCGGGUAGGUUCUAUUUAUAGGCAAUUUAUAGGUUAUAUUUCAAGGCAAUCUAGUCAUUUGUUGACUGUUUGACAUCCAGUAUUGGGGCUUUGUAACGUUCCUGUGCAGUGUGGCCACAGAAUGCUGGCUUUUCCUACUAUGUUGUGUGACCUAAAAUGGACAUAAUGAAUCUGACCCCCCCCCCCCCUCCAGUUUUGUGAAUGACAUGGCUUCUCCCAGAAACGGGUAACCACACAAUGGAUGCUCACCAAUCUCGGCAUGCCAGGGUCAUCCCGGAUCAUUCCACACGACUAUUGCAUAGACUGCCAUUAUGUUUUUUUUUCUUUUUUUUUACUGUACACAGACAUGCUUGCAGUGAAUCGGUCCAAAAUGUGACACUUGCAGCUUUUGGAGUAGCAUCAAUGCCCUUUGUUCAGUGGCGGAGGUCCUGUGACUCUAGUGCAUGUGACUUGUACUGUAUUUCUCUACAGUGUUGUGCGCUGCAGUUGUGUUCACCCUGUAUUUAAUGCGCUUCAUCCUUCCCUCCUUUCAGCAGCUGUAAUUUAGUUGAAACAGAAACAUCCUGACCUUGACUGGGCAUGUGGUAACUGAAACCUGUUCCCAGGAAAAAGUCGGGGAGGAGGGGGGGGAGGAGUCUGAUGUAAUUGAACGCAGCUUCUUCAGUUGGGAGAAUUAAAUCUAAGUGAAAACGCAGCUGUGAUCACUAGGCUGGCGUACGGAGCGACUAUGAGGUGAUACUCGUACACUCGUCCUUCUCCAGGCAGAGAGCGCAGGUUGACUUAAGCACAGGAACAAGGGAACGUUUGCUUUUCUGAGCUGCUCUCGGCAGUUAGCAUUUUGUUUAGGUUUCAGUUUUCAAUUAUGAAUGACUUCUGGGAUAUUCCGCUAAGUGGUAAAACAGCCACGCUUCUAACGUUUUCCUGACCAGUGGACCACUUGAUUCUGCACUUAAAGCGAGGACCAAAAAAAGUAGCUCAGAGCUGCUUUCUCUGUAUCUGGUUCUCAAAGCGCAUUUGCCCACAUGUGGUUGGACUGUAUGGUCCUUGCUGGGUUUGCCCACUGCAACAUUUUAACACCAGCUAGCCAAUAGCGAGUGACGUGUAAGUACAUAUGCUCACCAUACUGAACAUGAUUGUUUUGUUUUGUUUUUUCUCCACCCCCAUCCACAGUAAUAGUUUCACAAUUUUCCACUGCAAGGCUGAAGUGCUUUAGACCAGUUGUUCACUGUAUUGUAAGCUGGUUACAAAUCCACUCAUUUUGAGGCUUUGUAAUAUACAAAUCAGCUUCCCAGUUGGUCUCCCACCUACCAGUUCUCACUUGAUCCUUCAGGAAAGCUUUCCUGGGUAAGAUUUCAGUAAAGUCAAACGAGGAUGGGCAGAAGCAUGAAAUAUCAGGAUGUGCUGAAGGAAAACUUUGCUGUUAAUUCUUUUGCUAGUCUUUGGUUGGUCAAGAUGUGCUGAUUAUCUGUACUAUGAGCUUGAUGCUUUAAUAAAUGCUUUUAUUAAACAA
Paramormyrops kingsleyae is the source of this 3863-nucleotide messenger RNA. Lineage: Eukaryota; Metazoa; Chordata; Actinopteri; Osteoglossiformes; Mormyridae. The record is from RefSeq and is a predicted model, not a curated record.